AUGCGGCUCUGUCACGCCCUGGCCAUGCUGCUAGCCUCAUGGUUGGCGGUUUUAGGUGGCAUCCAUGCUGUCAGUCUUGAGGUGAAAGAGGGAAACUCCACUUGCAUUAAGGCUGAUCUGUCUGCGUCGUUCUCCAUCGCGUACAACACCUCCAGCGGCUCAAGAACAGCGGCGUUCUCCCUGCCUGACUCCACCGCAGUGGACGCAAGCAGCAGCUCGUGCGGCGCAGACGGCGGCUCUCCGUGGUUGGUGGCGGUGUUUGGGUCUGGCCACGCGUUCGGCCUGAGCUUUUCAACAAAUGGAAGUCUGUACAGCGUGGCGAACCUGACCUUGCAGUACAAUCUGAGCGACACGACGGUGUUUCCCAACGCCAACAGCUCUGAUGUGGUCACCGUGGUGUCGACUUCAGUCGGGAUCUCGGCAGCGAUCAACACCACCUACCGCUGUGCGAGUGCCACCUCUGUCGGAGUCGAUGGAGCAACUGUCACUUUCACCGAUAUGAGGAUGGAGGCGUACAUGCCAGGAAAUGACCUGAGUCCCACAGAGAGCGUAUGCGUAGCGGAUCAAACCAGCACGACUCCUCCACCUACGACGGCCACCAGUACCAGCAGCGCUCCGACAGCAGCACCGACUCCUCCAGGAACGCCUGAGCGGGGAUCCUACUCCGUAAACAACAGCAACGGCACCGUGUGUCUUCUGGCUCAAAUGGGACUGCAGCUCAACGUGUCCUACUUCUCUCAAUCUCAAAACAAGACCGUCCAGGAAUUGGUCAACCUCACUCCCUCUCUGACCAAUUCGUCAGGAUCGUGUGAGGCCAGCAGCGCCACCCUGGUUUUGACACAGGAGCAAACCACCAAUCUGAAUUUCACCUUCACUCUGAACUCGACGACCAACAAGUACCAUCUGAGCGCGAUAUCUCUGUUUGCUAGUUGGUCCGAUAUGGCCGGUCCGUUCUCGGCCCGUAACACCACUCUGAACUACAUGCGAAGCACAGUGGGCCGAUCAUACAUGUGCAACGCUGAGCAAACACUGGCUGUGGAACCAGCCUUUUCUCUCAACACCUUCAGGCUGCAGGUCCAGCCUUUCGGUGUCACCACGGACCAGUUUGCUACAGCUGAGGAGUGUCAGUUGGACCAGGAUCAGAUGCUGAUUCCCAUCAUCGUUGGAGCGGCCCUCGCCGGCCUGGUGCUGAUCGUCCUCAUCGCGUACUUGAUAGGCAGGAAGAGGAGCCAUGCUGGAUACCAGACAAUCUGAGCGAGGCGUGAGCCGGCGAGUGACGGACUGUGGACACGAGUGAGUGGAGGCGGUUGUUUCCAUGUGGUGGGUGCAUGUUUUAAGUAUCCUUAUUGACAUCUGGAUAUUGUAUAUUCCUCUCACUUUCUGUGGAUGGCGACGAGAAUCUGGGGUCCUUUUGAUUUUGAUGAACGGGAGGACCGGGACGGCACACACAGAAGUCUAAAUUUUGCAGUAGCAAGUUCAACAUUGUUGGUUCUGCUCUGCUCGUUUCAUGUUGUAAAAAUCAAAAUGGUUUUGUGAACUGCUUUUUUUUUGUUUUUAGCUGUGUAUUUAUUUAAAAGAAGAAAUCACAUAAUUAAGAGGCAGGAGGAGUUCAAUGAACUUUAAAGCUCUGAAGGUUAACACAUCCUAAUUUUUCAUUUUGUUUUUAAACCUAUGUUCACGCUGAUGUUUUUUUUAAUACACAAUGAGCAAACGCUGAUCCCUGUGGCUAAAACAAAAAAA
Molecule: messenger RNA, 1740 nt
Organism: Salarias fasciatus (jewelled blenny)
Lineage: Eukaryota; Metazoa; Chordata; Actinopteri; Blenniiformes; Blenniidae
Gene: lamp1a
Product: lysosomal associated membrane protein 1a
Exons: 9
Coding region: 1-1254 (417 amino acids)
Biological process (GO): establishment of protein localization to organelle
Cellular component (GO): lysosomal membrane; plasma membrane; late endosome membrane
Source: RefSeq, a predicted model, not a curated record